AUGGUGCAAGGUGCCACCGAGGCUAGUGGCAACGACGCCGCCAUUCGUGGCCUUGGUUGCCUUCAAAGUGGCACAGAAGUUGAUUUCGAGUCCAGUGAGAUAGAAAUUGAUGGAGAUGACUUUUCUAGCGAGGAAGAAUUUGAAUUGUCAGAUGGAUUCGACGCGGAAGACAGUGAUACAGCCCACGAAAACGUCGAGGAUCACGAGUACAACGUUUCGAUGAGUGGAGGAGAUAUUUCCCUGAAGAUCACGCUCUUCACCACGAAAGAACUUGACAGCCCUGGUUGGGUGGAAAACCUCUGUGCCGAAUGUAACAGAGAUGGGGUGUUAGUCGGCAAUGUCCUGGCGAGGCUUAUCUGGCGGGGAGCCGUGCGUCCCCAAUUCUGGCAGCGAAUGGAGGAACUCAGCCAGGACACUUCAGAUAUUGCUCUGAAGAUCUUCAACAGAUAUGGAAUUGUCAAACCAAAUCUCAAACAUCAUCCGAUCCAGAAGGGCUCCGGUGUAUGGCAAACCGAACUCGACAACGGCCCUCUCGCUACAAUCGAAUACGUGCAUGUCAUUCCAUCCGACCUGCGUCGAAAGGGAUUGGGGUCCAAGAUGUUGGAACUACUCUUGGCAAAGGCACAAGGCUAUAUCGCUGCCCAAACACAGACUGAUCCGUCUCUUGCAUUAUUUCAAACCCCACAGUCAAAGCUUGACUGUUCAAGCUCACUCCAUGUGCUCACGCUCCCUGGUUGGCUUCGAGCUGACGUUGAACCACGGCGAGAAGGCCAACCUCACCGUGAACAGCACCGCAUAAACAGCGAAGCGCACGAUGCAGCGGUGUCAUUUUUUCGCUCCUGCGGGUUCCGGCGCCUAGGCAUAUCUGGCUGUUUCGCCUACUCCUUCCAACCCAACCACCCAUCUCGGACACUCCUCGUCAACGACGACGUUGACCCACCUUUCUGCGCCGUUGACGAAUACGAAGGUUUCAUAAACCCUGAAAAUGGCGAGACCAUGCAAUCGAACAUGGAGCGGUACCGGCUGGACAGCCUGAAAGCCAGUCACCCAUUUCAUCACGCCGCAGAAACGCUAAGUGACGAGGAUUGCCUAACGUUUCUCAAGUACCAUGCCAGUAGCGUCGGCUCGGCUCUACCGAACAACACCCAAUCUACUCUCUUGCAUUCAAUUGCGCGUGCUAUAAAGCCUCGCAGCCUGCAAUGGAUCAUAGACAACGUACAAGAGGCACGCAAGUGGCAAUCAUCCCGCGAUAUGCAGGGCUUCACGCCUAUCGAGGCGCUCAAGGAGAAGCUUGAAAGCAGUCGGUCAACACGGCAGGUUAUGCUUAUGACGCUGAUUGUCUCUGAUCAGUUCAAAGGGUUCGGGACUGAAGCUGUCUGGUGCCUCGAGCUACUCUCGACACGCGAUGGUAACUCAACUCGGCUGUCAACGCUUGAGCUUCAACGCCUCAAAUACGGCUGCACAUGUGGAUCAUGCUUGGAGGGCUUUCUCUCGCCGCGUAUGGCUUUUGCUUUGUAUUGGAAAGGUGGUGAACUUGGCGAUAUGCUCUCAGAUUUCUCCAUGAGCGACGGCAAGAACUGGGUCGAGUGGCAUGAGGAUGCUAUCGCUUAUCUCGCCAGGGAUGUUCAAGCAAACCUCCAGACUAAUAAAUCCCUACGCUGUGGCUUUGGAAACACCUUCUCCCUUGCCGCCCAUUGUCUAGAGCGCAAAAUUAUCCCGCGAACCCCGAGUAUACUCGAGCAACUUGAUGACGAGGGCGAAUGGCCUCCGCACACAAAGAACUUCUUCAAGCGGGCGGGCGUCGACGGUGUAAACGCUGCCCUUCUUUAUCUUCUCGAGGCCACCGAAAUGCAAGACGAGAUGGCUGGGGAUGGAGAAUCCCGGCUUUUGGACGUCCAGGAUUACACAAAGUUGCCCCUUUGCCGGAACGAUCAUGAGUUCGGGUUUGUUUCAGUUUCUUGGGGGCUUCGAGAUGAUUAUCCUCUGUACUGA
Molecule: messenger RNA, 1992 nt
Organism: Aspergillus calidoustus
Lineage: Eukaryota; Fungi; Ascomycota; Eurotiomycetes; Eurotiales; Aspergillaceae
Source: the annotation of a GenBank genome assembly